This is a messenger RNA of Coffea eugenioides, 1155 nucleotides long. Its product is annotated as acidic endochitinase SE2-like. The transcript has a single exon. NCBI's taxonomy places the organism in Eukaryota, Viridiplantae, Streptophyta, Magnoliopsida, Gentianales, Rubiaceae. The record is from RefSeq and is a predicted model, not a curated record. Gene Ontology annotation, cellular component: extracellular region. Gene Ontology annotation, biological process: carbohydrate metabolic process. Gene Ontology annotation, molecular function: chitinase activity. The coding region runs from base 13 to 975 and encodes 320 amino acids.
AAAAAAAAAAGAAUGGAUUUUUCCUUGCAGCCACUGUUCCUAGCAAUAAUGUCCCUGCUGAUGAUAUCUUCAUUGACCAGGUCCUCAGAAGGCGCUGGAAUCGCGACCUACUGGGGCCAAAAUGGUAAUGAAGGAAGCCUGGAAGAGGCCUGCCUUAGUGGCAACUAUGACUAUGUAAAUAUUGCCUUUCUGGUAUCCUUUGGCAGUGGCCAAACACCGGAACUGAACUUAGCUGGCCACUGUAUUCCGAGCCCAUGCACCUUCCUGAGUUCUCAGAUACAGGUUUGCCAGAGCCUAGGCAUCAAAGUGCUCCUUUCUCUUGGUGGAGGUGCUGCCGGGACAGGAAGAGGACCAAUCCUGGCUUCUCCCGAGGAUGCUCGCGAUGUUGCAGCCUACCUCUGGGACAAUUAUUUGGGUGGUCAAUCAUCCUCUCGUCCACUUGGUGAUGCUAUUUUGGAUGGUAUAGACUUUGAUAUCGAACUUGGAUCGAACUUGUAUUGGGAUGAUCUCGCCCGGGCACUCUCGGGAUACAGCACAGCAGAGAGAAAGGUGUACCUAUCUGCAGCACCACAAUGUCCCAUUCCUGACUAUUAUCUUGACACUGCUAUCAAAACUGGCCUCUUUGACUACGUGUGGGUGCAAUUUUACAACAAUCCUCCUUGUCAGUAUACAUCAGGCGAUCCCAGUAAACUCUUUGCCAGUUGGGAUCAAUGGGCUUCAUAUACAGGCGUUAAUACAUUAUUCCUGGGAUUACCUGCAGCCCCCGAGGCCGCACCUAGUGGCGGUUACAUCCUACCCCAAGAGCUAAUUGAUGUGGUUCUUCCCUAUGUCGAGAGCUAUUCGAAGUAUGGAGGGGUCAUGCUUUGGAGCAGAUACUAUGACAAAAACUACAGUUCAACAAUCAGGCCUUAUGUUAACAGUGAUCCUCUGACUUAUACAACCAAGUCCGUGAAAAAAUCUCAUGCUGUAGCAUGAGUUCCUCUCAUUAUCUGCCGCGAGAUGAAAUGUAGUCCUGGCUGCUUAUGCCAGAGAUCAAUCUACCAAUGAAUAAUGGGCUAUGAGUUCCCAAAUCGAUUAAAAUGUUAAUUAAAUUUCUUCCCGUUUUAAUCGUGCUCUCUCUCUCGAAUGAAGGGGUACAAGAUCUAGUUUGAAGAA